AAUCUCCAAAAUAAAACCAAAACUGUGUAUGCUAUUGAGAUCCCUAAAACACCGGAAAAUCAAAACACUGCAAGAGGAAAACUCAGCUUGAAAAUGCUUCUGAGCAAUCAGCCGGCAAAUACACAGCCCCCACAGACGCCGCCUCCGACGUCGUUGUCUUCGUCGUCAUCCCAGAACUUCAAGUCCAAGCUUCAGCAACAAAUUGCCACAGCGGCUGUGGCAGCAGCCGCGGCGGCAGCCACCACUAACCUCGCUAACGGCAGCGCCACUCAUCAUCAUCACCAUCAUAAUCAUCAUCCGCUGAACCACCAUCAUCAUCCGCAUCAUCAGCAUCAGCACAACAUUUCCUUUGCCACGGAUUUCUCAAUUGCCGCGAUUAUGGCGCGCGGCGGAAACGCCCCAAGCAGCCGCGAGCCAUCCGAAAGGAGUCUGAGUCCAUUGUCUGUGGAGCAGUAUUCGGGCCAGGAUGUGGACGAUGAUGUUGACGUUGAUGUGGUUGACUGCAGUGACUCUGAAUCGCCGACGGCGCUGGCGGCCACAAAUGCAACGGCAGCAGCAGCAGCAGUGGCGGCGGCGGCAGCAGUUCAGGCCCAGCAACAAGCGCGCCAGGCAUUGCGUGUUGCACAGCAACAACAGCAGCAGCAGCAGCAACAGCAACAAAGGCAACAGACACAUCACCAUGCAACAGCAAACAAGCAACAACGCCAACAUCACAAUCAUCAUCACAACAGCAACAGCCACAACAACAGCAAUCACAGCAAAUCAAGCAGCCAUCGAGGGCGUGCUUCAACCGCCACACCAAAUGCUGCCGCAGCUGGAGCUGGAUCUAGUGGUGGUGGUGGUGGCGGCGGCUGCACUGCCACGGCCACGCCCUCGCCUCCACCGCCAGCCCAGAGUCCCCAAGAAGACGAGCGCCUGUCGCCAGAGGAGCCCGCGCAGGUAACCAAACGCAACAAACAGCCCACGCCCAAGAUACUCGGCUCGUGCAAUUGCGACGAUCUCACGCCCAUCCAGUGCCACCUAGAGACCAAGGAGCUCUGGGAUAAGUUCCAUGAAUUGGGCACCGAAAUGAUCAUUACCAAAUCGGGCAGGCGCAUGUUCCCCACGGUGCGUGUGAGCUUCUCGGGUCCAUUGCGGCAGAUCCAGCCCCCGGAUCGGUAUGCCGUCCUGCUGGACAUUGUGCCCCUGGACUCGCGGCGCUAUCGCUAUGCCUACCAUCGCAGCUCCUGGCUGGUGGCGGGCAAGGCGGAUCCACCGCCACCGGCCCGCAUCUACUGCCAUCCGGAUUGCCCCAUCAGCCCGGAGGCGUUGCGCAAACAGGUCGUCUCCUUCGAGAAGGUGAAGUUGACAAAUAACGAAAUGGAUAAGAGCGGACAGGUCGUGCUGAACUCAAUGCAUCGCUAUCAGCCACGGAUCCACUUGGUGCGGAUGAGCCAUGGCCAGAGCAUACCCGGCAAUCCCAAGGAGCUGCAGGAUAUGGAUCAUAAAACCUUCGUGUUCCCGGAGACCGUGUUCACGGCCGUGACGGCCUAUCAGAAUCAAUUGAUUACGAAACUCAAAAUCGAUUCGAAUCCGUUUGCAAAAGGAUUUCGCGAUUCGUCGCGUCUCACUGACUUUGAUAGAGAUCCGAUGGAUGCGUUCUUCUUCGACCAGCACAUGCGAGCCGCACCGCUGCGCUUCUUUCCGGACCCGCUGAUGUCGCAGCUCACCCCACAGGAGGCGGAAGCCGCCUCGCUGGCCUUGCUGGAGAAGGCCCGCCAGCACCUGCAGAUGUUCGGCCGCUCGCCGUACACCGAGAUGCUGCUACCCCAUCUGUACCAGCGUCAGGCUCCACCACAAGCCUCGCAUCUCAGCGCCUUCCAGCUGGGCAUGUGGCAGCAGCAGUGGCCCCAGCUGACGGCCGGCUUUCUGGCCAGUGCCAAUCAACAGGCGGCCUUUGCGGCAGCCGCAGCGGCAGCAGCGGGCGCCAAUCGCACACCGCCCCCACCUGUUGCAACGGCAGCACCGCCAGCCCCAGCCACACCCACAUCCUCGUGCGGCUCGGCGUCGCCGGAUCUGCGGGCGAGGCCACAGCUGAGUCACUAUCCGCAGCGCUUCAGUCCGUAUCAGGUGCCGCAGCAUCAGGCCUCGCCGCCAGCCUCCACAAGAGCGGAGAGUCCUUAAAGCAGAACCCACAACCCAGCAGAAUUCCCUGAAAAAUAUCUAUGAAAUGUAUGUGCAAUGUUGUUGAAAACCUUUUGUAAAUAACCCAAAAAACCUGUUGCUGCAACAUCCAAAGAGAAUGCAAGAGACAGAGAGA
Messenger RNA from Drosophila subobscura, 2299 nucleotides. RefSeq names its product T-box protein H15 (gene H15). The record is from RefSeq and is a predicted model, not a curated record. The coding region runs from base 94 to 2163 and encodes 689 amino acids. Gene Ontology annotation, cellular component: nucleus. Gene Ontology annotation, molecular function: RNA polymerase II cis-regulatory region sequence-specific DNA binding; DNA-binding transcription factor activity, RNA polymerase II-specific. Lineage: Eukaryota; Metazoa; Arthropoda; Insecta; Diptera; Drosophilidae. The transcript is spliced from 6 exons. Gene Ontology annotation, biological process: cell fate specification; positive regulation of DNA-templated transcription; regulation of transcription by RNA polymerase II.